AUGUCCAAUAAUUCAAAGGAAAAAAGAAGAUCAAGCAGUGUAUCCUUCAGUGAAAUUCAAACAAUUGAAGUACCCGAAUGGCAAGAAUCUAAUGCACCACAACCUACUCGUCGUACUUCAAAUUCAAGUCGUUCUGUUUGUUUCUUCGAUCGACCAAUUUCUCCUUGUUUAAGUAAAUCUUCUCAAAAUAGCACUGGUUGCUCCUCCCAACAAGAACAAAACGUUAUUGCUCUCACCCGUAUGUUACAUCAAAUUCAAGCUGAUAUCGCUGUUAAAGAACAACUUGUUUCACAAUUGGAACAAACUGAUCAAGAAUAUACUUAUAUGAGAGCUCAAUAUGAACAAAGAUUGGCUGAUAUGCAAGAAGCUUUAAUUACCUUACAACAAGAAAGAAACGCCGCUGUUAAACGCGCUCAAAAUGCUAGUACUGGCGUUAGUACUCGUGAUAAGAAUUCAAUUCCUACCGAACUUAAAGCCCGUUAUGAACACGAGAUGAAACGUUUAAUUCAAGAAAUUG
Rhizophagus irregularis DAOM 181602=DAOM 197198 is the source of this 517-nucleotide messenger RNA. The record is from RefSeq and is a predicted model, not a curated record. NCBI's taxonomy places the organism in Eukaryota, Fungi, Glomeromycota, Glomeromycetes, Glomerales, Glomeraceae.